AGAGAAAGAAAAAGCCUGAAGAAAAGGGGAGCGGAGGAGACAGACGACAGGAGACGAAAGGCUGACACACAUCCCAAACCCCACAAGAAAAAUGCCCAAUUUUGCAGGCACCUGGAAAAUGAAAAGCAGCGAGAAUUUUGAAGAUUUGCUCAAAGCUCUGGGUGUGAACGCAAUGCUGAGGAAGGUUGCAGUGGCGGCUGCAUCCAAGCCCCAUGUGGAGAUAAGGCAGAAUGAUGAGCACUUCUACAUCAAGACUUCCACCACCGUCCGCACCACGGAGAUCAACUUCCUCAUCGGAGAAGAGUUUAAUGAGGAGACGGUGGACGGCAGAAAGUGUAAGAGCUUGGCCACUUGGGAAACAGAAAACAAGAUGUACUGCAAACAGACUCUACUGAGUGGAAACGGCCCGAAGACCUUCUGGACCCGAGAACUCAAUGGGGAUGAACUCAUACUAACCUUUGGAGCCGAUGAUGUGGUGUGCACGCGCAUCUAUGUACGAGCAUAGCAGAGGUCCACAAGUUCAAAUAUUCUCAAACAGUUGGUGUUUCAGUGUCAGAGCUGUCAGUGUGAGAAAUCACAUAAAAUCAACACUUUCAAAUCAUCCUUUUAGACAUUCAAUGUUUUGCAUCUUCACGAAAGUCACAAUUUCAGAUGUUACCGCUUUAUCCAUUUUUGUAUGUCAUUUUUCUAGCAUUGGAAAUUGAGCAAAUUAUUUUUUGUUUGUUAUGUUGAACAGCGUUUGCUUUUAGGACAGCAGGAAAGACAAACACGCAGCUGAUGAAUAACUUGCUAGUCAGUGUGUUAUCUUUUUCUAUAAUAAAAAAACAAGUGGCGCAUAUCAUAAAAACACCGUCAGGAAAUAAAAAGAAAGUGGUCAACUAAAUGUCUUACUAUUUAACAUAUAGUUUAAUGCCAAACACCAUACUAACACUCAUGUACAACAUCAUAAAAGUCAAUAGACACAUUAAAACGAAGUCCAAAUAAUGUCUUUAUGUACAAUCAUUUCCCCGGGACUUUCUGUGGUAUUCUAUAUUAAACAUAGUAAAUACAAAAAUAAAAACCCAAGUAAUAAACUGUUCCAAGAU
This is a messenger RNA of Eleginops maclovinus (Patagonian blennie), 1085 nucleotides long. Its product is annotated as cellular retinoic acid-binding protein 1. The record is from RefSeq and is a predicted model, not a curated record. Gene Ontology annotation, biological process: fatty acid transport. NCBI's taxonomy places the organism in Eukaryota, Metazoa, Chordata, Actinopteri, Perciformes, Eleginopidae. Bases 92 to 505 code for a protein of 137 amino acids. Gene Ontology annotation, molecular function: fatty acid binding; retinoic acid binding. Gene Ontology annotation, cellular component: nucleus; cytosol. The transcript is spliced from 4 exons.